Molecule: messenger RNA, 2214 nt
Organism: Durio zibethinus
Lineage: Eukaryota; Viridiplantae; Streptophyta; Magnoliopsida; Malvales; Malvaceae
Product: putative serine/threonine-protein kinase At1g54610
Biological process (GO): positive regulation of transcription elongation by RNA polymerase II; protein phosphorylation
Cellular component (GO): cyclin-dependent protein kinase holoenzyme complex; nucleus
Molecular function (GO): RNA polymerase II CTD heptapeptide repeat kinase activity; ATP binding
Source: RefSeq, a predicted model, not a curated record
CUCUCAGUGUCUCGGCUAAGCUAAGCUACCUUUGCCUUCUUCGCGCGGGCCUCUCUUUCUUCUUCUUCUUCAAAACUCGCCGGAAAAUUGAAACCGGAAAAUAUCAUUGUUUUUCUCACUCCUUGAAACUGAAACGUUAACUGUCAGGCUUUUUUAAGCUGAAAACCGCUAGUGGUUUUCCGUUUAUCGGAGUACAUUAUCCCCCAUGCAUUUGCCUUGAGAGAAAAUGGGCUGCGUCUGUGGAAAGCAAUCGAAGUCACCGUCAUCGGAUCCCCGCCAGCGUAGCAACACUUCAGCUCCAUCACAUCCCCCACGUGCUAGUCGUCGUCGGAGCUCUGACGAGUCGUCCACGAUAGUUUCAGUCACUGACGCCGUUGACGGGGUCGUGGAUGUCAAAGAGCCGGAGGGACCGAGGCAACAGCCGCAAAAAGCUCGACAUACGGGUGAUUUCUCGGUGAGCAUCCCGGCGCCGGAGAGACGGCGAACUCCACCGGACUUGAACCAGAAAGGGUGGCCUUCGUGGCUUAUGGCCGUCGCUGGCGAAGCCAUCCGUGACUGGACCCCGAGACGUGCCAAUACCUUUGAGAAACUUGAAAAGAUUGGGCAAGGGACUUAUAGCAAUGUGUACAAAGCCAGGGAUCUACUAACAGGGAAAAUAGUAGCAUUAAAGAAGGUUAGGUUUGACAAUUUGGAGCUAGAGAGUGUAAAGUUUAUGGCUAGAGAGAUUCUUGUAUUAAGAAAGCUUGACCAUCCCAAUGUAAUCAAGCUUGAAGGUUUAGUUACUUCAAGAAUGUCUUGUAGUCUUUACUUGGUUUUUGAAUACAUGGAGCAUGAUCUUGCUGGCCUCGCUGCCUGCCAAGGAAUCAAGUUCACUGAGCCUCAGGUAAAGUGCUAUAUGAAGCAGUUGCUUUCUGGGCUAGAGCAUUGCCACAAACAUGGUGUUUUGCAUCGUGAUAUCAAGGGUUCUAAUCUGCUCAUUGACAAUGAAGGGAUUCUAAAAAUUGCUGAUUUUGGACUGGCUAGCUUUUGUGAUCCUGAGCAGAAGAAGCCCCUGACUAGUCGAGUAGUCACUCUCUGGUAUCGUCCACCUGAACUGCUUCUUGGGGCAACUUAUUAUGGUGUUGGGGUUGAUCUAUGGAGUGCUGGCUGCAUUUUGGCGGAGCUACUCUCUGGAAAGCCAAUAAUGCCUGGAAGGACAGAGGUUGAACAACUGCAUAAGAUAUUCAAGUUAUGUGGAUCCCCUUCUGAGGAGUAUUGGAAGAAAUCCAAAUUGCCAAAUGCAACACUCUUUAAGCCACAGCAGCCAUACAAACGCUGUAUAGCUGAAACUUUCAAGGAUUUUCCAUCUUCUUCUUUACCUCUAAUUGAAACUCUUCUUUCAAUAGAUCCUGAAGAGCGAAGUACUGCCACUGCAGCUCUGAAUAGUGAAUUCUUUACCACUGAACCAUUUGCAUGUGAGCCAUCAAGUUUACCAAGGUAUCCUCCUAGUAAAGAAAUGGAUGUAAAAUUGCGAGAUGAAGAAGCGAGAAGGCAAAGAGGUCUAGCCAGCAAAGUUAAUGCAGUUGAUGGUGCCAGGAGAACUAAAGGUCGGGAACGUUUUAGUCGGGCAGUUCCAGCCCCUGAAGCAAAUGCAGAGAUUCAAGCAAACUUAGAUAAAUGGAGAGUCAUGACACAAACAAAUGCUAAGAGCAAGAGUGAAAAAUUCCCACCUCCCCAUCAAGAUGGAGCAGUUGGGCAUCCAGUAGAUGCAUCACAUAAAGGGCCUGUAUCUUUUGGUGGGACUGACACUUCUUUCAGCUCAUCAGUUUUCCCCAAGUCAUCAGGGUCUGCUAAAAGUUCCGGACCCACCGGCGGUCCUUCCAGAAGAAGGAAAACGAGUAAAGACCCCCAGAGGGCGCCGUCUCGAAAGUUCAUCCCUGGUUUCAAACCAUCCUCGUUAGGCCUAUCCAUGGACUUGCUAUUUAGGGGUAAAUCUGAGGUCUUUCGUAGCCAGAAUUAGAAUAGUAUUAAUAGUUUAUAAAUCCCUUUUUCUUUUUUCUUUUCUUUCCUGGAGGUGUUUAUUCUCCUCCUGGGACUUAAAAUGCAUUUUUCCCAUUUAUUUUCCCUCAUUUAUUUGUAUCUGAUCAUAUAAAUAUCUGGUGUAUAAUCCAUGCCACGAUCCCCAAUGAUUUGGUGUAUAAUCUGCUAAUGCAAUUCCACUUUUUGUCGUAUGGU